Molecule: messenger RNA, 1461 nt
Organism: Mercurialis annua (annual mercury)
Lineage: Eukaryota; Viridiplantae; Streptophyta; Magnoliopsida; Malpighiales; Euphorbiaceae
Product: NAC transcription factor 47-like
Exons: 3
Coding region: 107-1222 (371 amino acids)
Biological process (GO): regulation of DNA-templated transcription
Molecular function (GO): DNA binding
Source: RefSeq, a predicted model, not a curated record
AUCCAAUUCUGUCCUCCCAAAAGUUUCAAUCUUUCCCACUUGCUCUCUUCUAUCUUCAGUCUUUUUGGCCUUUGUUUGAGUUGGAUACUUAGAAAUCUUGAUAGACAUGACGAUGAAGAAGAACCCGGAAUCGAAAUUGCCGCCGGGUUUUAGAUUUCAUCCGACCGAUGAGGAACUAAUCCUUCAUUACCUUAAAAAGAAACUCACUUCACUUCCUUUUCCUCUUUCGAUCAUUGCAGAUGUUGAUCUUUAUAAGUUUGAUCCGUGGGACUUACCAGAAAAAGCUGCGUUUGGAGAGAAAGAGUGGUAUUUUUUCAGUCCAAGAGAUAGGAAAUACCCUAAUGGAGCAAGGCCUAAUAGAUCAGCAGCUUCUGGGUAUUGGAAGGCAACCGGCACAGACAAGGUUAUAGUAGCAUCAGCUGCUGGCCGCAGCGGUGGCGGUGGCGGUGCUGUGCAAGAAAAUAUUGGAGUGAAGAAGGCUCUUGUGUUCUACAAGGGUAGACCUCCUAAAGGAAUCAAAACUAACUGGAUUAUGCAUGAAUAUCGCUUAGCUGAUGCUCCAACUUACAAUCACAAGCCCAAAAAUUCAACCACUACAAUGAGGCUAGAUGAUUGGGUUCUUUGCCGGAUUUACAAGAAAACACAAGCUCCACCUCCGGCGGCAGCUCCGGAAACUAGUGAUCAUGAUCAAGAAGAAGAGGAAGAAGAAGAUCAAUUUGUCAAAGAAAAUGUUUUAAAAACCUUGAAAAAUCCCAUAACCAACAAUUACCCUCUCAUGCCUCAAAAAUCAUAUUCUUUCUCAAACCUACUAGAUGCCAUGGAUUACAAUAUACUCAGUAAUUUCCUAUCAGACAAUAACCAAUUCAACUCAACUGAGUAUAAUUCACUCAACACUACUACUGCAAUGCUAAACAACUCUAACCCUAACCCUAAUACUAGCAGCAGUAGCAGUUACUUGCUUCACAAGUUACCAGAUCAGUUGAAUUCGGAUACUCCAUUAAUGCCAAACAUGGAAAAUAAGCUCAAGCGUCCAUUAUCCACCAUUGAUGAAGAUAUCAAUAACUAUCAGCCGUUCAAGAGAUUCAACAAUUCUUACAAUUUUAGUAAUACCACAACCCAAAUUACUGAUCAUCAAUACAAUUUCCUGAACCAGCCGUUCUUGAACCAGCAACUAGUUUUAAACCCUAAUCUUCAGUUCCAGGAUAAAUUAUUGCAUCAUUAAGAAUACAUUUCUUGUGUAUAGAACAUAAAAAAAUUGAGCUGCUUGAAAUGGAUAAUAUGGUAUAUGUCAAAAAGAUUAUACCAUUUGAUAAUAGUCAAAAGAAAAUUAGAAAAAGAAAACAAAAAUUAGGGUUGAUUGUAUAUGUGGAAUCAUCAUAUAUAUGUGUAGACAUGAUUUUUGUAGAAAUUUAAUAUGUGUAAAAUAAUAAAUUUGAAAUGAAAAAUCAGAUUCACAGUUUA